Oncorhynchus gorbuscha (pink salmon) is the source of this 1306-nucleotide messenger RNA. Its product is annotated as ubiquitin-conjugating enzyme E2 E1. Gene Ontology annotation, cellular component: nucleus. The record is from RefSeq and is a predicted model, not a curated record. Gene Ontology annotation, molecular function: ubiquitin conjugating enzyme activity. The transcript has 6 exons. The coding region runs from base 225 to 815 and encodes 196 amino acids. Gene Ontology annotation, biological process: protein polyubiquitination. NCBI's taxonomy places the organism in Eukaryota, Metazoa, Chordata, Actinopteri, Salmoniformes, Salmonidae.
GGGUUGAAAUUGAGGAAAACGGUCCGUCCUAAAGACUGGACUGAGAUCAGCUUUAGCUGCCUAUCGAGGGAUGCCAAUAAAACAUCUAAUUGUAAAAGACAUUGGCUUCGGUCUACAGAUUCAACUAGUUUGGCAUACAUGUUCGGCAUAUUCUCUUAUGGGUGAUUGAAGAGCAUCUGAUUUCAAAGUGAAAGUUUCAUCAAGUCAACGAAUGCUCAGUGGGAAUGAAGAAUGAGAUCGGUAUGUCGGAUGAGGAUUCGCGUGCCAGCAUUAGUUCUUCUUCCUCAACUCAUCAGCAUUUAGAAAAAAACGCGCCUAAGAAACGAGAAGAAAGCAAAGCCAGUAUGAGCAAGACUUCCAAACUCCUCUCCACCAGCGCCAAAAGAAUUCAGAAGGAGUUGGCUGACAUUACUUUGGAUCCGCCACCGAACUGCAGUGCAGGUCCAAAAGGAGACAACAUCUAUGAGUGGAGAUCCACCAUCCUGGGACCACCAGGCUCUGUAUACGAGGGAGGGGUCUUCUUCCUAGAUAUCGCCUUCACACCAGACUACCCCUUCAAACCACCCAAGGUGACGUUCCGUACCAGGAUCUACCACUGUAACAUCAACAGUCAGGGUGUGAUCUGUCUGGACAUCCUGAAGGACAACUGGAGCCCCGCCCUCACCAUCUCCAAGGUGCUGCUGUCCAUCUGCUCCCUGCUCACUGACUGCAACCCUGCUGACCCUCUGGUAGGAAGCAUCGCCACCCAGUACACAACCAACAGACCAGAGCACGACAGGAUAGCCAAACAGUGGACCAAGAGAUACGCCACAUAGACACACAGGACUGGGUCGUAUUCAUUAGGGACUGAAACGGGGAGGAACUACUUGGAAUUGUCCAAUAAGAAACGUUCAUUUGUUUCCCAUUGCAAAACGUUUUCUGUUGCAUGCCCUAAUGACUACAAUCCGGGGCAACAUGAGGGGGAGGUGUCGUCUUUCUGGGAUGACUCGGGGACUGUCAGGUUGGGGGAAACGGGAGCUUGGAGACUAGGGAAGGAUUUUUCUUGGAAUUUGUCUUAUCUCCUGAUAUUUUGUUCAUGGUCUUUAAGUUCUCGGCCCGUAUAUUAUAAUGAAGAUUUUGGUAAUAAUGCUUUUCAAUGUUUCCUUAACGUUCUGUAAAUGAUUUUUUUGCUAAUUGUACUACGAAAUGAAAUUUAAUUUGAAAUUGUUGGACUGCUUGUAUAAAGUUGUGACACAAUGGUUUUCUGGUAGAAUUCCUAAUCUCAUGUCAACGUGAAUUUCACAUAAUAAAGUAACCGUUGGUGUAA